UUGACGAAUAACGAGCAUAACCCCGGUAAUGUAACCCAAUGUGGUAUGAUUUACUCCGUAUAAAUAGUGGCGAGAAGGGGUUUCGAAUCGAAAUAAAGCAAUUCAAACAAUUUCAUUUGGAUCCCUGAAGAUUUUGCGUACCUGUGGAGUUUCUGAGACAGCUGUCAAGAUGGGUUUGACUUUUACCAAGCUUUUUCAACGGCUCUUUGCCAAAAAGGAGAUGCGCAUCCUAAUGGUAGGGCUUGAUGCAGCUGGUAAGACUACCAUUUUGUACAAGCUCAAGCUGGGAGAGAUCGUCACCACAAUUCCAACUAUUGGAUUCAAUGUAGAGACAGUUGAAUACAAGAAUAUCAGCUUCACUGUUUGGGAUGUGGGGGGCCAGGACAAGAUUCGACCACUUUGGAGACACUACUUCCAGAAUACUCAGGGUCUUAUCUUUGUGGUAGACAGCAAUGAUAGGGACCGUGUAGUUGAGGCAAGGGAUGAGCUUCACAGGAUGUUGAAUGAGGAUGAGUUGCGAGAUGCUGUGCUCCUUGUGUUUGCAAACAAGCAGGAUCUUCCAAAUGCUAUGAAUGCUGCAGAGAUCACUGACAAGCUUGGUUUGCACUCUCUACGUCAGCGCCAUUGGUAUAUUCAGAGCACUUGUGCUACAUCUGGUGAAGGCUUAUAUGAAGGCCUGGAUUGGCUUUCAAACAACAUUGCAAACAAGGCUUGAGGAUGAAACGUGGACAAGUAAAGGGGUGCAUUUUUACAGGACUGCAUUGGAAUUAUGAUAGCUGCAGUUAUUCUAUUCUAUUAGACAUUUUGUAGUGGGUCUGGCUAUAAUAUAUCUAUGAAUUCUUUUCUAUUCUAUUUUUUCUGGCCAACUUUGUGUUCGUCUGUACUGGGAAGUUGGUUUAUUGUGGAGUAUUUUCAAGUCUAAAGAAGUAACCUAUUAUAUAGAGCCCCAGUUUUGUGGUUUUAUUUGCUUGUGGUAUGUUCAACUUUGAAGAGCGAUUUAUAUAUAUAGAACCUCCAUUUCUGUGUUUUCA
Molecule: messenger RNA, 1031 nt
Organism: Cryptomeria japonica (Japanese cedar)
Lineage: Eukaryota; Viridiplantae; Streptophyta; Pinopsida; Cupressales; Cupressaceae
Product: ADP-ribosylation factor 2
Exons: 7
Coding region: 170-715 (181 amino acids)
Biological process (GO): vesicle-mediated transport; intracellular protein transport
Cellular component (GO): cytoplasm
Molecular function (GO): GTP binding; GTPase activity
Source: RefSeq, a predicted model, not a curated record